This is a messenger RNA of Entelurus aequoreus (snake pipefish), 2628 nucleotides long. RefSeq names its product 7-methylguanosine phosphate-specific 5'-nucleotidase-like. The coding region runs from base 172 to 1197 and encodes 341 amino acids. NCBI's taxonomy places the organism in Eukaryota, Metazoa, Chordata, Actinopteri, Syngnathiformes, Syngnathidae. Gene Ontology annotation, molecular function: 5'-nucleotidase activity; magnesium ion binding. The transcript is spliced from 10 exons. The record is from RefSeq and is a predicted model, not a curated record. Gene Ontology annotation, cellular component: cytoplasm.
ACGAAGAGGCACGUGAUCCCGGAAGAAACGUAAUGCGGAAACUUUAAAGUACAAACAAUUACAUCCGGCUUACAUGGCGCGUUGCACACUGUCAACGCUCCUGUUGAAUUUAAAUAUGUUGCAAUUUAUCGUUGAUAUUGGCCUAAAGACACAGUUUGUUUUUUAAACGCAAUGUUUGGGCUGAAACGAAGCAAACGUAUCGCCAACAGCUCGGUGUUCUCGCUUAAAAUGUGUUUGCAGGUGUAUAAAAUUCCAUGGCUUUCCACACCGACGCGAACUCUUCUGGAAAUGCACCCCCCGAAUCCCUCCAAGAUCGAGGUUAUCUCUGAGUUGAGUAAGAGCUCGGUGCUGAUGAGGGAGCGUCGUCGAGUGGAGAAAAAGCUUCAUGCCAUGCGGCAAGAAGGCCCCGGCAAUUUUCAUGUUAUUGCAGACUACGACAUGACGCUGACCAGAUUCGCCCACAAUGGAAAGAGAGUCCCCACCACUCACAACAUCCUGGACAGCCCGCUGUUGGUUAAUAAAGAAUGUGGCAAAAAGAUGAGGGAGCUGUUGAGCACUUAUUAUCCAAUAGAGAUUGAUGCUAGCCUGACUGUUGAGGAGAAGCUGCCCUUCAUGGUGGAGUGGUGGACGAAGGUUCACCGGCUGCUGGUUGAGCAGAAGAUCAGGAAGGAUCUUCUUGCUCAAGCUGUCAGGGAGUCUUCUUCAAUGCUGAGGGACGGCUACAAAGUCUUCUUUGACUGUCUGGCUGAUGAGAACAUUCCUCUGCUGAUCUUCUCUGGCGGUGUUGGAGAUGUCCUGGAGGAAAUGAUCCGCCAGCACCGCGUCUUCCAUCCAAACAUCCACGUCAUUUCCAACUACAUGGACUUUGACAACUCUGGUGUUCUGCGAGCAUUCAAAGGUCCGCUGAUUCACACCUUCAACAAGAGUCAAGGUGCGCAGUCGCACGCCGCCCGCUUCCCAGAACUCCAUGCCCACCCCAACGUGCUGCUGCUGGGAGACUCCCUGGGGGACCUCAACAUGGCGGCAGGGGUGCCCGCGCCUCGCAACAUCCUCACUUUAGGCUUCCUCAAUGACCAGGUGGAGGAGAGGAGGGAGUCCUACAUGAACUCUUUUGACAUUGUGCUGGUGAAGGAUGAGACGAUGGACAUCCCCAACUCCAUCCUCAGGUUUUUGACGUCAUCUGGAGCCAACAAGUAAGACUGACAGGACUAUUUUUAUCGCUUUUCGCAUGGAAUACCUCCCUCUGACCUCAGGAGACAUUUGGACCCGUAUUCUUUAAGACUCUGAGAACCCUGUCAGAGAGCUCCUAACUCAACAUAAAACAUCUUUGCUUAGGACUGAUACCAGAACAUUCUCAGAGAACUCUUAGCAAGGAAUGGACAGAAACUUCUACAGUGUCUUGAUGAGGAAUUGUGGUUGACCCCUUUGCUAGGUAUUAGUCAUCAUUUCAAAAGCUGUGAUUGGUUGAUCUAAAAGCUAGAUAAAAACAUUUACUUAUGGUGAUAAUGGACCCUCAAAUCGAUAAACUUAAUCAGACUUAAUCUUAAUCAAAGACUGUGUAAUUGUAAAUAAUAUUUCACAUAAAAGAAAAUAUCUGUUAAAUGAAUUGUAAGCUAUACUUUACAAUUAUUCUACGAAUGCAUGAAAACUUAGGCCCUUUUGCUAGUUAUAUUUAUUAGCUCAAAAAUAAUUGCCAUGCUGGUAUUUUUUGCACUUUCAACAUUUCAACUCAAUUUGGCAUUUAGGAGGGUAAAAUGGCUCAACUUUCAUCAUUGCUGACCGGCCUGUAAGAAGUGGUGUUGAUUGGCUUUCAUUUAUGGUGGAGUUGCAUUGGAGAAGUAAGUUCAUCUCCAUUUUUUUUUACUUUGCUUCGGGAACUCACAAGUCAGUGUUUUUCAACCUUUUUUGAGCCAAGUCGCAUUUUUUUCAGAGAAAGUCACAAAAUGAAACUCAAUAGUCUAUAUUGACAAUAGAAAGUUGUUCUCAUAAAAUACCUGACACAAUUGUUCAAUAUGAAUUUCAAACCAUAAAGAUCCAUCCAUUCAUCACUGAUUAUCUUGUCUCAAAGUAGGCCUACAAAGCAAUUAGCUACCUGCUGCCACCUACUGAUAUGGAAGAGUAUUUCAUGGUUACUAUGCCGAUCUCAACAAAGGCACAUAUGUGGAUUAUAAUUAUCCAUCCAUCCAUUUUCUACCUCUUGUUUCAAGCUAAGACUCCAUUCAAAUGUUUAGAAUCACUUUACUACAAAUGUGUUCUUGCUGAGACUGUUUGGAUUAAGUGUACACGGGUACUUUUUCCCUGAUUUUAGACUCCUUUAUACAUUGUCUAUAAAUAUUAACGUAUGGAUUGUUAUAUUGUAUUGUUGUACAAGGGUGAUCUGGUGCGCAACAACUUACCAUGCUUGCGUAGAAGUUCUAUAUUGUUGCAAAUGUUAGUAAUUCUCAGUUACUGCUUUGAAAGACAUGUUUUUGAGCCUAAAAAUGUAAAAGUUGAACUUUACUAUACACUUUAUUAGGUACAACUGCACGGUCCAGUAUAAACAAAAAUGUAUUAUAUAAUGUCUUAACCAGAUAUUGUAUAAGUGUCUCUUAUAAAAUGACUAGUGAAUUGAUAUUACAUUCAAAACAA